AUGGCAACUCCGCGCUUUUCUCAUCAAGCUGUCUUAUUAAAAAAUGGUACGGUACUAGUUAUCGGUGGAUCGCACGGUAUCCGUGAUAGUAAGGUUACAGAGAUAUAUAAUCCAUUAACAGAAACUUGGAGCAUAACUGGUAGUAUUAAUAUUGAACGCGAUUCCGCUGCAGCAUCUGUAUUAGCAGACGGUAGAGUGCUAAUUACUGGUGGAUGGAAUGGUACUGCUCCAAUCAAAAGUUCAGAAUUAUAUGAUCCGUUAACAGGAACGUGGACAAUGACCGGUAGUAUGAAUGGUGUGAACUAUUUGCACACAGCAUCUAUAUUAAUCAAUGGUGAAGUAUUAGUUACUGGAGGAUAUAAUGAAACAUCAGUCCUAAAUAGCUCAGAAUUGUAUAAUCCAUUAACAAAAAUAUGGACAACGACUGGUAGCAUUAAUAUUGCACGCUGCCGCCACACAGCAUCCGUAUUAACAAAUGGUAAGGUGUUGGUUGCCGGUGGAUGGGACGGCCAUUCACCUUUAAAUAGUGCAGAAUUGUACGAUCCCUUAACAGGAACAUGGACAAUGACUGGUAGUAUGCGUGAUGCACGAAGUGCGCACAUACUAUGCUUAUUAACAAAUGGUAAAGUGCUAGUUGCUGGUGGAUGGACUGGCGAAUCAGUUCUAGCUAGUGCAGAAUUAUAUGAUCCAUUAACAGAAACGUGGGCAGUGACUGGUAGCAUGAAUUAUGGACGCAAUGCACACACAGGAUCCUUAUUAACGAAUGGUCAAGUACUAGUUACUGGUGGAGCAACUGGUGCAUCAACCUUAGAUAGUGCAGAAUUAUAUGAUCCAUUAACAGGAACAUGGACAACCACUGCUAGUAUGAAUUUUCCACGCUGGUUUCACACAGCAAUCGUAUUAGCAAAUGGUAGAGUAUUAGUUACUGGUGGAGCAAACGAUACGAUUAUCUUAUCUACUUCAGAAUUAUAUUGA
Molecule: messenger RNA, 975 nt
Organism: Rotaria sp. Silwood1
Lineage: Eukaryota; Metazoa; Rotifera; Eurotatoria; Philodinida; Philodinidae
Source: the annotation of a GenBank genome assembly